Molecule: messenger RNA, 507 nt
Organism: Necator americanus (New World hookworm)
Lineage: Eukaryota; Metazoa; Nematoda; Chromadorea; Rhabditida; Ancylostomatidae
Exons: 4
Coding region: 1-507 (168 amino acids)
Source: RefSeq, a predicted model, not a curated record
AUGAGUAACGGUACGUGGCACACAGAAGAACCCACCUCUUCAUCCUCUCCGCAGAUCAUUUCUUUGUUCAUGAACGAAAAUGCAAACGACACUGACCGACCGAAUCGUGCUUAUACAAUCUUGGGUGCGCUGACUUUGUCAGGAGCAUAUAUGACGGAUUGGCUGGAAAUUGCGGCGAGUAUAUUUCUGUGGAUGGCAAUUUCCUAUGCUGUACUUUAUUUGGGAGCUGCUCUCGUUGCUUUGCUGAUGAUGCGGCGACAUCCCUAUGUCGUGCUGUUCGUGCUGCCCCUUUUGGCAAUGUGUGUUAUUGGGCCAGUCACAGUAGGAGUGUUGACGUCACUGGUGCUUGCAUACACUCUUUCAUCUUCCGACAAGGAAAUCAGCCCUUGGCACUGCAUGAUUCAGCUGAAAACCGAUGCACAUGUUUCGUCGAAUUCGGUCAGCAUUCGUUCCGCUUGGCUGAUGCUGGGUGUUAUCAGUACGAUGUCAUCAGCAAAGCGCAAAUGA